This is a messenger RNA of Prosopis cineraria, 2552 nucleotides long. RefSeq names its product fatty acid amide hydrolase. The coding region runs from base 321 to 2210 and encodes 629 amino acids. Lineage: Eukaryota; Viridiplantae; Streptophyta; Magnoliopsida; Fabales; Fabaceae. The transcript is spliced from 20 exons. The record is from RefSeq and is a predicted model, not a curated record. Gene Ontology annotation, biological process: N-acylethanolamine metabolic process. Gene Ontology annotation, cellular component: membrane. Gene Ontology annotation, molecular function: N-(long-chain-acyl)ethanolamine deacylase activity.
UCGUCGGGUUCUCAGCCUAAGCCAUAAAUUUCCACCAACCACCCAUGAAUACGAAAUCGAAUAGGAUAUGAGUUAGUUUGAUCCGAGCAGAGUUAUGAGUUGGCUUGCCCAUUGAUGGAGAUGAAAUCACUAUUACCUCUUCUUCGCAUGCACUUCGAUAUUAACGAAUGCUUCCUUCUUAUCCUACCUCGUUUGACCAAUUCAUUUUCCUCUAGUCUCUCUUCCUCUUUCAUCGCUAAUUCUCAGAGACUAGGAGCCAUUCCUUACCAGAAAACAACUACUUCUUCACAGGUUAAAGCCUUGUGAUUCUGUAGCUGAAGAUGGGGAAAAAGCGUGUGAUGGUGCCAGUGGAACAGGUUGACUUAUCCACUGUCAAAUAUGAACAAGAGGGUAUCCAAGCUCCACACUUGACUGGAUUCCUGUUUAGGUUCUUUGUUCUGAUUGUUGAAGCACCACUGAUAGGGCCUUUGAUAAUAUCUACACUGCGGAAGUCGAAUAAGAUUGAUGAGUUGUUGCGGAACACUGUGAUACCAGAAGAACCCAUGUUCAAACCUGAAUAUCCACCUCAAGAAAAGGAACCUGGUGUUGUCAUUCUUGAUGAAGAUGGGAGACCUGAUGAUCGAGUUGAAGCUGCGUUGAAUUGUCUUCCGCAUUAUGAUCCUGCUGCAUGCUGGGGGAAUUCCUCUUUGCCAUUUCGGUACUGGAAAAUACGUGAUUAUGCUUAUGCUUAUCGAUCAGGAAAAGUAACACCAUCUAUGGUAGCAGAGAAUAUCAUUUCUGUUAUAGAGGAGAUCAGUAAUAAGAAACCCCGGGAACCACUAUUGAUAUCUUUUGAUGCUGAGGAAGUCAGGAGGCAGGCAGCUGCAUCUACUCACAGAUUUGAAGCAGGAAAUCCAUUAUCUAUUUUGGAUGGAAUUUUCAUGGCCAUUAAGGAUGACAUAGAUUGCUACCCCCAUCCAUCUAAGGGUAAGUUAAUAUUUCUUUUAGUGAAUAAAUAUAAAAAAUAUUUAUAUUAUUUCAUGGUGGCGAUAGGUGCUACUACAUGGAUGCAUGAGGUACGCACUGUUAAAAAGGAUGCUGUCUGUGUUUCAAGGCUGCGCAGCUGUGGCGUCAUAUUUGUGGGGAAGGCAAAUAUGCAUGAGUUGGGCAUGGGAACGACAGGGAAUAAUCCUAAUUACGGAACUACAAGAAAUCCUCAUGCACCUGAUAGGUAUACUGGUGGAUCUUCUUCAGGUCCAGCUGCAAUUGUAGCUUCUGGACUUUGUCCUGCUGCACUGGGAACUGAUGGGGGAGGUUCAGUCCGCAUUCCUUCUUCCCUUUGUGGUGUAGUGGGGUUAAAGACAACAUAUGGACGGACAGAUAUGAAAGGGUCAUUAUGUGAUUCUGGGACUGUGGAAAUUAUUGGACCCAUUGCUUCAACAGUGGAGGAUGUCAUGCUAGUGUAUGCAGCAAUGUUGGGUUCAUCACUUGCAAACAAAAUCAGUAUGAGACCGUCACCACCUUGUUUGCCAAACCUGUCAUCCUAUGAUGAUUCAAAUACUUUGAGAUCAUUGCAACUAGGAAAGUACACUCCGUGGUUUAAUGAUGUGCAUUCAACAGAAAUCUCUGAUAAGUGUGAGGAUGCUCUUAAUCUGCUAUCAAAAAAUUAUGGUUGUGAAACAGUAGAGAUUGUGGUACCAGAGCUUCAUGAGAUGCGAACUGCGCAUGUUGUUUCCAUUGGCUCUGAAUGCAUAUCAUCAUUAAACCCUGAUUGUCUGGACGGGAAAGGGACAAGAUUGACAUAUGAUACCCGUACAAGUGUGGCACUUUUUCGAUCAUUUACAGCAGGAGAUUAUGUUGCAGCUCAAUGUCUCAGACGAAGGCUCAUGCAUUACCAUAUGGAGAUUUUCAAGAAAGUGGAUGUUAUAGUGACUCCAACAACUGGCAUGACGGCACCUAAAAUACCACCAAGUGCUCUCAAAAGUGGUGAGACAGAUAUUCCGGUUACAGGUUAUCUCAUGCGUUUUGCUGUAACAGCAAAUCUUCUUGGGUUCCCUGCAAUUACUGUCCCUGUUGGUUAUGACAAAGAAGGACUUCCGAUAGGCUUGCAACUAAUAGGUCGACCAUGGGCAGAAGCUACGAUUCUGCGUCUAGCUUCUGCAGUUGAGAAACUCUGCGGCGAGACGAAGACAAAGCCUGUACAAUUCUAUGAUGUCCUGAGAGCAAACUGAAGCUGCGUUUAUCACAGCUAAAGCCUCUGCUGUAUCCGUCAUUCGUCAGUUAUUAUGUGGACAGUAUGUUUGAUUCUCUGGACAUCCCAUGUCUUUGAAUGAUGCUAUGAUUUUACGAAUACUUCCUGGGAAAUAUUUUCUGCAGAUAAGAGUUGGUAAUAACUUCAAGAUAAAACGUUGAUCUUGAAAUAUGAAAUGGGAAAAACAUAUUAUUCUUCUUGAAUACCGUUAAAUAUGUUACAAAAAUUACACUCUGAUUCAGAUACAGUUAUCAAUUCAAUGUCUCACUGGUAUAAGUAAUACAUACUUCCUCCAGUCCAUAAUAUGGAAUAUUUUCUGUAA